GCUGUCACCGUGCGGCUCUCUCCAGCCCCCUCAGCUCACGAGCAGGGACACCUUGCACCGUCUGUGGGGCGCAGGGGGGAGGGGGGAAAAAAACAACCCAAAAACCCGCGGGGGCAUUCAAUAGCACGAAGCUGGAAUGUCCCUCCAAGACCCGGCUCUGGGACGCAGCACCGUGCACGGAGGCGCCUUCAUCUGCGGCUGGUGACCCAUGUCUUCUCCUCCGGCUCCUCUGGAUGUCCGCCCCCGUCACCGCGGAUCGCCGUGAUUGAUGCUCUGUGUCCGGCUUGAGCUCCAGCAGUAUUCCCGAUCGGUGUGUGUGUGUCCGCCGCUCCUCCGCCAACAUGUCCGCUCCUCUCGGGCCCAGGGGCGGCCCUCUGCCUCCCGCACAGCCGCUGGUGCCGGAUCUCAGCCACCUGACCGAGGACGAGAGGAAGACCAUCCUGGCCGUCAUGGACCGGCAGAAGAAGGAAGAGGAGAAGGAGCAGUCAGUCCUCAAGGUGAAAGAAGAACAAAAACCUCAACUAUCACAGUGGUUUCCCUUUAGUGGGAUCACUGAACUGGUUAAUAACGUUCUACUGCCACAACCAAAGCAGCAAAAUGAGAAGGAGCCUGAGAAGAAAUUGCACCAGCAGUUUGAAGUAUACAAAGAGCAAGUGAAAAAGAUGGGUGAAGAAGCUCAGCAGCAGCAAGAGCAGAAGGCUGAUGCCCCCACUUGCGGGAUCUGCCACAAAACUAAAUUUGCAGAUGGCUGCGGCCAUAACUGUUCAUAUUGCCAAACUAAAUUCUGCGCACGUUGCGGAGGUAGAGUGUCAUUGCGCUCAAGCAAGGAGGAUAAAGUGGUAAUGUGGGUAUGUAAUUUGUGCCGAAAACAACAAGAAAUCCUCACCAAGUCCGGAGCCUGGUUCUACAACAGCGGGUCAACCACAGCACAGAAGGACGGAGAAGAGGCUCAAGCAGGGCUCCAGAACGAAGAAGCACCUCAGGAGAAGAAGGCUAAACUACAAGAGCAAUCCCAAUACCAGGGACCCUCAGGGGACUUAAUUACACCAGCCUCAGAGAAGAGCCGAUCACAGGGGAUCGUAAGGCAGGACUCCAUUAAGAAUGGAUCUGGAGUGAAGCACUCGGCUGCAGGUGAUCUCCCGUCAGACAGGAAAAGAAGCCCGUCAUCAUCCAGAGACCAGAAUCGCCGAUACGACGACGAUAUAGGGGAACAUUCACAGUAUGUUACAACAGAUAGCGCAAUGCCUAGGUCACCUUCAGAUUAUUCUGAGAGGCGAUCUCCACGUGGGCCUCAGCUCUAUGAAGAGCCUGAACAUAGCGACUACAGGAGAAGUCGGCGACGAUCCAAUGAGUAUUCAGUAGAUGAAGAGGACAUUCAGGACAGGGAUGAAUAUGAAAGACAAAGACGAGAGGAGGAGUAUCAAGCCAGGUAUAGAAGCGAUCCUAAUUUGGCAAGGUAUCCAGUUAAACCCCAACCUUAUGAGGAGCAGAUGCGCAUCCAUGCAGAGGUGUCGCGGGCUCGUCAUGAGAGAAGACAUAGUGAUGUAUCUUUAGCUAAUACAGAGUUAGAGGAAUCUCGGAUGUCUAUGUUGAGGCUGGAUCGACCGUCUAGACAAAGGUCUGCAUCUGAGCGCAGAGCGGCCAUGGAGAGCCAACGCUCUUACUCUAUAGAAAGAACUAGAGAUGUACAGGGACCAAGUCCUGGUCGGCAAAGGAACUCAAAUCAUAGUCCCCCAACACCUAGAAGGAGCCCCAUUCCUAACGAUAGGCCAGAGUUAAGACGCACAGAUUCCUUGCGAAAGCAACAUCACUUGGACCCAAGUUCUGCCGUGAGGAAAACCAAAAGGGAAAAAAUGGAAACCAUGCUAAGGAACGAUUCGCUCAGUUCAGACCAGUCUGAAUCGGUCCGGCCGCCACCACCUAAGCCUCAUAAAACAAAAAAGGGAGGUAAAACGCGCCAGAUUUCAUUGAGUAGCUCAGAGGAAGAGUUGGCCUCUACUCCUGAAUACACGAGUUGUGACGAUGUGGAGAUUGAAAGUGAAAGUGUGAGUGAAAAAGGGGACAGUCAAAGGGGAAAAAGAAAAACUAGUGAGCAGGCAGUUUUGUCGGAUUCUAACACCUUGUCUGAAAGACAAAAGAAAAUGGUGUGCUUUGGAGCCCACUCAUUGGAAGAGGAUUUGGAAUGGUCAGAGCCUCAGAUAAAAGACUCUGGGGUAGAUACGUGUAGUAGCACCACCCUUAACGAGGAGCAUAGCCAUAGUGAGAAGCACCCGGUGACGUGGCAAGCGUCCAAAGAUGGCGACCGGUUAAUUGGCCGCAUCUUGUUAAACAAGCGGUUAAAGGACGGGAGCGUUCCUCGAGAUUCUGGAGCGAUGCUUGGACUGAAGGUUGUAGGAGGCAAAAUGUCAGAGUCUGGUCAUCUCUGCGCCUAUAUCACCAAAGUGAAGAAAGGGAGCCUGGCGGACACCGUUGGAAGACUACGACCAGGUGAUGAAGUUUUAGAAUGGAAUGGGCGGAUUUUACAAGGCGCCACAUUCGAAGAAGUUUACAAUAUAAUUCUGGAGUCCAAACCUGAGGCACAAGUAGAAUUAGUGGUCUCCAGACCAAUAGGAGAUAUCCCCAGGAUACCUGAUAGCACACAUGCCCCACAGGAUUCCAGUUCUAGUUCCUUUGAGUCCCAGAAAAUGGAUCGUCCCUCCAUAUCCGUUACGUCCCCCAUGAGCCCUGGAAUGUUGCGUGAUGUUCCCCAGUUCCUGUCUGGACAACUCUCAAGCCAAAGCCUUAAUAGAAGAACAGCGCCUUUUGUUCCUAGGGUCCAGAUAAAACUCUGGUAUGACAAAGUUGGUCAUCAAUUGAUUGUCACUAUAUUAGGAGCUAAGGACCUGCCAUCGAGGGAAGAUGGGAGACCGAGAAACCCUUAUGUUAAAAUUUAUUUUCUUCCUGAUCGAAGUGAUAAGAACAAAAGGAGAACAAAGACUGUGAAGAAAACAUUAGAACCCAAAUGGAACCAAACGUUCAUGUACUCUCCAGUUCCUCGAAGAGAGUUUAGAGAACGAAUGUUGGAGAUCACACUUUGGGAUCAAGCCAGAGUUCGAGAGGAAGAAAGUGAAUUCUUAGGAGAGAUUCUAAUUGAAUUAGAAACUGCACUUUUAGAUGAUGAGCCACAUUGGUACAAGCUUCAGACGCAUGAUGUGUCCUCAUUGCCACUACCCCACCCGUCCCCAUUUAUGCAACGGAGGCAGAUGCACGGGGAGAGCCCAACUAGAAGAUUGCAAAAUAGAGGCCCAUAUUCAUAUAAUUCAGGAUCCAAAAGGAUAAGUGACAGUGAAGUGUCUGACUAUGACUGCGAUGAUGGAGUCGGGGUUGUAUCAGAUUUUCGGCACAAUGGUCGUGAUAUGCAGAGUUCAACAUUAUCCGUACCAGAACAGGUCAUGUCAUCAAAUCACUGUUCCCGCUCAGGAUCCCUCCAUGUAGAUAGUAUAGGUCGGACUAGAUCCUGGUCUCCUAGUGUUCCGCCUCCUCAAAGUAGGAGUUUGGAACAGGGACCAAGAGCGACAAGAUCUGGCCCUGCACAUUACAAUUCAAUGGGCAGAGUGGAAAGACAUCGUGUAUUAGAUAACCACUACUCCCCAGACAGAGAAAGGAAUUGUGAAGCGGCAGAUAGACACCCAUAUCAAAGAUCCAGGUCCACAGAACAACGGCCUGUACUUGAGCGGACCAACUGCCGCUCCCGAUCCACUGAACGCCCUGACUCAAACCUCAUGAGGUCGAUGCCUUCAUUAAUGACGGGAAGAUCAGCCCCUCCUUCACCUGCCUUAUCGAGGGCACAUCCGCGCACUGGCUCUGUUCAGACCAGCCCUUCGAGCACCCCAUUAGCAGGACGUAGAGGCCGCCAGCUACCACAGCUUCCGCCAAAGGGUUCGCUGGACAGAAAAGACAGGACGGCAGAACAAGAGAAUGGGGAUCCAGGUUCAAUGGAUGUAGAGGAGAGAAAUCGACAGAUGAAAAUGAAGAUGAACAAGUUCAAGCAGGUGGCGGGGUCAGACUCCAGGCUGGAGAAAGAUUAUCAUUCCAAGUAUCGGUCAGGCCGGGAUCCACAGAGAGGUUCGGACAAUGUCUCCAACAAGUCGUCAGACAGCGAUGUGAGUGACGUGUCUGCUGUGUCCAGGACAAGCAGUGCCUCCCGAUUUAGCAGUACCAGCUACAUGUCUGUGCAAUCGGAAAGGCCGCGAGGGAACACCAAAAUAAGAAGAUUGAAAGAAAUAGGGGACAGGAGCGAUAGGAGAGAGGGAGGACAGGAUGGGGAGAACCACAUGGGCUUCCCUGAGGAGGAUGAGGAGGACAUCAGGGAGGAAAGGGAUAGUGAGAAAGUAGUGGAGGAGGCUCAAAGAGCCAGAGACAACUCACUCAAGAGAGGAAGUAAGGGCUCGAUUGAGGAGGAGAUCCUGCAUGCUGAGAAAGAUGGAGAAAUGCAUGAACCUGAAGAAAAUCACGAAGAGGUUCUGCCAAGGAGGUUGUCAGAGAAUGACAUCAGUGUUUUUACAUCCAAAAUGCAAAGCAGACAGAUGGGCGCCUCGGGGAAGAACAUGACUAAAAGUACCAGCAUCGGAGGGGACAUGUAUACCUUGGAGAAGAAUGACGGCAGCCAGUCCGACACAGCAGUGGGCACAGUGGGUACUGGCAAUAAGAAGAGAAGAUCCAGCAUCGGCGCCAAAAUGGUGGCUAUUGUUGGCCUCUCACGGAAAAGCCGAAGUACCUCACAGCUCAGCCAAACAGAAGUCGGAGGCAAGAAGUUGAAAAGCACGAUCCAGAGGAGUACGGAGACGGGCCUGGCAGUGGAGAUGAGAAACUGGAUGACCAGACAAGCAAGCCGAGAGUCUAAUGAUGGAAGUAUGAACAGCUACAGCUCGGAGGGGAACCUAAUAUUCCCUGGAGUCCGGUUGGGGUCUGACAGUCAAUUCAGUGACUUCCUCGAUGGGCUCGGUCCUGCACAAUUAGUUGGACGCCAGACCUUAGCUACUCCGUCUAUGGGUGAUAUCCAGGUUGGAAUGAUGGACAAGAAAGGAAAAUUAGAAGUGGAGAUUAUAAGAGCUCGGGGUCUCGUCGUAAAACCAGGAUCAAAGACACUGCCAGCACCGUAUGUAAAGGUGUAUCUCUUGGAAAAUGGAGUCUGCAUAGCCAAAAAGAAAACAAAAGUAGCAAGAAAAACGCUGGAGCCUUUAUACCAGCAACUGUUAUCUUUUGAAGACUCACCGCAAGGGAAGGUCUUACAGAUAAUUGUUUGGGGUGACUAUGGACGUAUGGAUCACAAGUCAUUUAUGGGUGUAGCACAGAUACUAUUAGAUGAACUGGACCUAUCCAAUAUGGUGAUUGGAUGGUUUAAACUGUUUCCCCCUUCCUCUCUAGUAGACCCAACGUUAGCUCCUUUAACCCGAAGAGCAUCCCAGUCAUCUCUGGAAAGUUCCACAGGACCUUCUUAUGCUCGGUCAUAGCACCUGUGAUAAAACUGUUGUCUCUGCAACCAGCGUUUCAAAAAAAACAAACAUCAAAAAACAAAAUCACAAGAUAUCAAAAUCUGACAGGUCGCACACCCUGGUAAACACUGCAUGCUUAAUGUUGUGUCCUCGGAGCCUGUUUCUAGGGAUAAGGAGCGAUCCUGUGUUCUCAGCGGAUGUUGCACACAUUGUGCUCUAUAGAAGGUUCUCAGGUGGAGUGGAGCUAACCAACAGGUUUGGAGAUGGGUGCUCAGUUCUAGUCUAAUUUGAAGCCAUGGAUUACUGACACUAGAAAAAAAAAUGCUUCAUGCAACGAAAGUCAUCGUCAGUGGCAUAUCACAUUGUUGCAAAAUUUUCUUUUUGUAUUUGCCCCCCCCCCUCCCCCCAAGGACUGGGAACUCACCCAAGAAAAAGUUCUACGUAAGCAGCGAGACGAUCGAAGAUAAUGGCGUAAGACAGAACACCAGUGUUAUCCAGGAUGAUCAUUGUGGAAGUUCACAUGGGCCCGUAGUCUGAAGAACUUGGUUUAUAAUAAUCUUCCAAGGAAUCCAUUACAAGAUGAUUUCUUCAGGGAAGAAUUAUGUCCGUGGCUAUUCCAUAAUAAAAUAAAAAAAAACUAAACUUUUUGUUUAAAUUAUUUAUUUUAUUUUUUCAAAAAAUUUAUUUUGCAUGGACACGGAUCUAACGGAAAACUGAAAUUAUUUUCUUUGGGCUGCAACUUGCAAAAAACAAAAACAAAAAAAAAAAAAAAAGUGACCGAAAUAGAUACAGCCAUUUUCAACAAUUUCUAUUCUUUUUAAACAGAGCAAAUUUCACUAGUGCAUGGUUUUAAAGGGGAGAGAAUGCAACAGCGUGAAACAAAGACAAACCACGUUUCUCAUUCCUAAAAAACAAAAACGGCAGAAAAAAAAAACACCAACAGUCCUUGGUCUGUGUUUUGGCAGACGUAUGUUAAAAUGGUAAAAUAAAUAAUAAAAAAAUUCUUUCUAGCAAAUAUUUAAAAAAAAUUCUCUUUAUGUGAAGAAAUAAAUGUAACAUACGAUUUAUUUAAAUGUGAAAGGUACAAGCCUUGUAAAGUUUAACAUUAUGUGCAAAUUGUACAUGUCUCUCAUGUCUCCCACCGGUCCCUCAUUUUUGGCAUUGUGUCCUCCAGUCCCAUGUAUCUCCCAGACCUCUUUUCUGAUUCUGUUGUUUAGGGUUUGUUAAUGGCGCACACAUCGAUCCCCCCCUCGCCCUUCCCUGCCCAUUGUGUGCCAUCACUGCUCCUUUCGCCUUUGUUUCAGAAGAAGGUUUUGCAGUCUUUUUAACCCUUCGUUUACCCUACCCUUUGACUAAAAAAAAACUUAGUUUGACCUGACAAAAAUGGAAGCGUCCAAGCCUCCUGGCUUCCAGUGCAUAUCAACCUUUCUUUAUUUCAAGCAUGUUGAAAACUAUUUUUGCAACAUGGCUUGAGAAUACCUAAGGUAAUUCAGCAUGUAUUUGAUAUAGAAGAUAUUUGAACUUUUUUGCAAUAUCUUGUACAGUGCAUGGUAACAAUUUUUUUCACCAUCCAAUUGAGUCUUAAUGGGAAAACAAAAAAAUAUUGCAGUGACGUGGCCAUUUUCAAAAUAAUUUAAAAAAAAAGAAAACCUCUUUCUUUGUCAGCACCGAGCAUUGUUAUCUUGAGGGUUAAAACUGAAAUUCCUACCAUGGAACAUUAUAGUAUCCACUAUUUUUAAAGAACGGACGCCCUUUUUUGCACUUUGUCAGAGUUCUGUAUCAUACCAGGUGAAGUUUUUACUUGCGCUUUAAUUUUCAGUGCUGCGAAGGUCGAACUUUUCAAACUCUUUGUUACUAAGGACAAUUCAACUCGGUGUCUUGGCCGGAAGCAACUAAUCGUCCGGCCGAUGGCACUCCUAAUGUUUAAGUAAUUAACAGAGAGGUUGCUGUAGAAAUAUAUUAAUAUGAAUAUAUAGAACAUUUGUCCACCGGGGCUCUGGCUGCCAUAUUUGUGGACCCACAAUCUUGGGAACACAACUGUUGAGUUCUGUAGGACAUCCCUGUUCAUUCCCCCUCUUAAAGAUGGAUACCAAAAAUAUCUGUUUGGGUGUGUUGAGCGUAUUGCAACUUGAAAAUUGAAGUUAUAUAUUAUGUGUUUCACCGGCUCAGGCCGAUGAAAUACCAUACUGCCUUUUUUUCCCCCUAUUUUACCAAAUUCUUAGGUAGCCUGUGGCCCUCCAGCAGUUGUGUAACUAGAAGGCCCACAAUACCAACCAUAGGGUGUCCAGGCAUGUAGGAACGUACAGUACGGUUCCACAUCUGCUGGAGGGUCCUAGUUUCUUUACCUCUUCCCAUAAUGAACGAUAGAGUGACAUAAAAUGCACAUAGAAUAUUUUUGUUUUUUUGAAUGUGCAUAUACUGUAAAUUGUUUAUAUGCAGACCUACGGUAUACUUACAUGUAAGUUUGUGUUUACAUACACAAAUGUGAAUAGGCAUAUUUAUAUAUGUGUUUAUGCAUAAGAACGUGUGUAUAUGAAGAUACACAUCCGCAAGCACACACGUAGACAGCAAUGGCGAUGAUGAUUUGAAUGUGACAGCUUGUGGAAGAAUAUCAGGAAUAAAUGUUAUCCCGUCUCCUCCCCCACCGGUAUCAUUUGGCAAAAAAGAAAAAUCGAAAAAUAUGAGUAGGCCUCAUUUUCCAGAUCACUUAGUCAGUUCUUGUUGCGCAUAGCAACCAAUCGGGGUUUAGCAUUCAUUUCUUAAGCUGCUAUGGAAAAAUGUAAGUUGAGCUCUGAUUGGUUGCUAUGGGCAACAAGGCUGGUUCAAUAAUGGAGGCCAUAAUGUAACCUCCGGGGGCAACCCUAUAACUGCCUUUUAAAACUAUGUAGUCGUAGAUUGAUGAGGUAGAUAGCUUAUUAAAUGUGAUAUGAAUUAUGGAGUCAAUAACAUUAAUUUAGAUGGCUGUGAACCAGCGAAAUCUAUAUAUAUUAUAUAUAUAUAUAUAUAUAUAUAUAUAUAUAUAUAUAUAUAUAUAUAUACAGUACCAUCUACAGUAUCAUCAUGUCAUAAAUAA
Bufo bufo (common toad) is the source of this 8547-nucleotide messenger RNA. It is a transcript of the gene RIMS2, whose product is annotated as regulating synaptic membrane exocytosis 2. Gene Ontology annotation, cellular component: presynaptic membrane; cytoskeleton of presynaptic active zone. The transcript has 33 exons. Gene Ontology annotation, biological process: calcium ion-regulated exocytosis of neurotransmitter; regulation of synaptic plasticity; positive regulation of synaptic transmission. Gene Ontology annotation, molecular function: small GTPase binding; transmembrane transporter binding. The record is from RefSeq and is a predicted model, not a curated record. Lineage: Eukaryota; Metazoa; Chordata; Amphibia; Anura; Bufonidae. The coding region runs from base 342 to 5492 and encodes 1716 amino acids.